Molecule: messenger RNA, 465 nt
Organism: Xyrichtys novacula (pearly razorfish)
Lineage: Eukaryota; Metazoa; Chordata; Actinopteri; Labriformes; Labridae
Source: the annotation of a GenBank genome assembly
AUGGGACUUCAGGAGGGCUCUGUGGCCCAAGCUCUGAAAGUGUAUGCUCGUCGUAACCCGGAUGAAACCUUUGCUGCCAUUCGACAGGCGGCACUGCUUCUAGCUUCAGAGUGUGGGAAUCCCAAGCCAGAGGUAACAUGUGCAUCUGUGAGUAACCCUUCUGUGUCUGCUUCAACUCAGGAUACCAGCUGGAAAGAGACUUUGAAAAGAGAGAUCAUGGAAGAUGUAAGACUACAGGUGUCUGGGCUCACUCAGGAGUUGCUGAGAGAAAUAAAACCACUUCUCCAACCAACCAGCAGGGUGACACAACCCCCGGUACGACCGGCGAGGGGGCGACAGCAGCCAUCAGUCUACACAAACGACUGGGAUGAACAAGGUAGGCCCAUUUGCCGUCAGUGCAGACAAGCAGGUCAUAUUGCCAGGUUCUGCAGACAAUCCCCACCUGCUCAGCCAGCUUUAAACUAG